AUGCUCUUUCAAGCUGCUGACAAGUUACAACUUAACAUCAAAUGGAAUCAAGUCUCCCUUCACACCGUCUUUGAAUUUCCUCUUCUGAAGGUUUGCACCUAUGAUGGUCCUAAUGAUGAGCCUCCAAAGGUUAGUUGGAGGAACUUGCUGGUUCGCGAUGUUUACGUUCUUGAUCCACAACUACGUCGUUGUCGUGCUCGUACCCUUUCGGAACGUCGAUCCAUUUCCAAUCGGAAUCGUGUUGUCACCUUUUUAAAGGACAUUGACACACAUGGUGCAUGGAGUCUCAAAGUUUGUUUUCGGCGUUUGUUACUUUUUCCGUAUUCCUCAACACCAUCACCUUAUUUUGAUCACGCAUUCCAUCGACUUUUGGCUCGCACAACUCACACUGGUCUGGAUCUUGUCACUUUCACCCGCAAACAAUUUCGCUACAGCCUCUUGAUUCCUUUUCACCAACUUCCCAGCAGCUAUCCACGUGCUUCAAAAUCCGAAUGGCGACGUUUUUGGUCUGCACCUUUCCCACAUCGCAUCAUUACGGUUCUUUGGCGCCUCCAUCACCUUCGAAUACCAUGUCGAGCACGUCUACAUCACCUUGCUCCCACCAUCGCCCCUUCACCACUUUGUCAUAUCUGUCAAUCAGCCAACAUUCCUGGUUUACAACCCAUUGAGGAUGACAAGCAUUUUUUCUUCUCAUGUCCAUUCAUUCAACCCUUUUGGCGUCGUUUAUUCGAUCACUACAUCCCCGCCACAGGUCCCAUAUCAUGGGACCACAUCAAAGCUUUGAACCCCUCUCAUCCUUCCGCCGUGAUGCCUCC
Molecule: messenger RNA, 815 nt
Organism: Lichtheimia ornata
Lineage: Eukaryota; Fungi; Mucoromycota; Mucoromycetes; Mucorales; Lichtheimiaceae
Exons: 1
Source: RefSeq, a predicted model, not a curated record